UAGAGAGGCGGCGACUUGAGAUCAAUCAGUAGUAUUGUUUGACUCUGAAUCUCCGAUUCGACAAAACCCUCCUGCGAGAUUUGCUUCGCCGAGUUUUCUGGGUUUCACUGUCCCGCUCUGUUCAGAUCUUUGCUUUUCCGAUUCUUAGGUUCUUCUUGGGGAAGUUCUGUUAAAGACUUUGCUAUAACAUGUCUGGAAGAAAAGAAACGGUUUUGGAUUUGGCUAAGUUUGUGGAUAAGGGUGUGCAAGUUAAGCUCACUGGUGGUAGACAAGUCACUGGAACUUUAAAGGGUUAUGACCAAUUGCUCAAUCUUGUUCUUGAUGAAGCAGUAGAAUUCUUGAGAGAUCACGAUGAUCCUUUGAAGACUACAGAUCAGACAAGACGCCUUGGUUUAAUUGUUUGCCGUGGAACAGCGGUCAUGCUUGUCUCACCAACCGAUGGCACUGAAGAAAUCGCUAACCCAUUUGUUCAACCAGAAGCUGUCUAAAAACUUUCUUCCCAAACAUUAUGUCUCUCUAUUAGUUUUUAACUUGGCGAUUUAGAGAGAGUACUGUAUCUGACUCUGUGCUGUGAUGUUGGAAACAUAUAUGUUCGUUCAAUUUAAACUACUUGGAACAUCAUUAAAACUUCUUUACGUCUCUUUGUUUAUCAAACUUAAAUUUAGUAGCUUUGUCAAA
Molecule: messenger RNA, 678 nt
Organism: Capsella rubella
Lineage: Eukaryota; Viridiplantae; Streptophyta; Magnoliopsida; Brassicales; Brassicaceae
Product: sm-like protein LSM7
Exons: 6
Coding region: 189-488 (99 amino acids)
Biological process (GO): mRNA splicing, via spliceosome; nuclear-transcribed mRNA catabolic process
Cellular component (GO): catalytic step 2 spliceosome; Lsm1-7-Pat1 complex; U6 snRNP
Molecular function (GO): RNA binding
Source: RefSeq, a predicted model, not a curated record